GCCUAUAUUUGGCAUAAGCUGUAGUAAGAGCUUUAGAGGAAAUGUAGUCUGAAAAGCAUUACAAGCAAAAAAUGUUUGUCUUGUUUUGAGGAAUUCAUGUACAAGUGACUAGUAUUGCUUUUCCUAGGUAAGUAGAUAGUCAGUUCAGUUUUAUGUACUUUUUUUUUUCUGUCUAGAUGUGGUAGUGUUGUUGUUGUUGUUUUUUUUUUUUUUAAGAGCUGUAGUUUGUUAUACUUAUCUGCUGCCCUUACAGUAAUGUCCUGUUUUAGUGUGUUUGUGAAAUGGUUAAGAGCAAUAAGACUUCAUGUGCUAGGAAGCAGAAGAUGGAAUGGUGUGGCUUGUCUUAAUAUAGUAUUGGUAAGAGUAAAGCAUGUAACUUAUGUGCAGAAAAUCUAAUUGCUAAUUAUGCUUGUACUGUGGCUUAUGAUCCUGCCUUUCCUUUAAGGAAAUCUCCCUGAAAGUUCUUUAAAAAAAUAACUUCAAGUCCUGAAGAAAGAACAAGAUCUCAGUGAAGCUCUGACUUGGGAGGAGAAAGCUUUGGCAUUGUAGGAUUAAUAUGAUAAAAAGAGAGUUAGUCCAGGAGCAGGCUCAAGUGGGUGGCAGUCCAGAGGGAUCUCAGCAAAUGUGCUCUCCAGUACAGCAGGGCCAAGGAGAAGGCUAUCUCCCAGCAGCACAGCUACAAACAUUGGCCCAUGGUCAGCAGCCUCAGGGAGUAGGCACAGAGCGUGUCCAGCAGCAGAAUCAGACAGUCCAAGGAGGCAUGGCCCUAAACGUGGAACCACAGCAAGUGGAUAAGGGGUGGGAGGCCCUGGAAGUGACUGUACAGGUGAGGCCUCAGAAGGUGAGCGAGGGAUGGGAAGCCCCAGAGAUGACAGUACAGGUACGGCCUCAGAAGCUGAGCCCAAGGUGGGAGAUGCCAGAUGUGACUGUGCAGUUGCAGUUAGAGCAGCAAGACAGAGGAACAGCUCUCCCACAAGUAACUGUGCAGGUACAGCCAAAGGUGCAGGGACGAGGAAUGACUGGUCUCAAGGUCACUGUGCAGAUGCACUUUGGCUGUGAGCCAAAAGAGGUGAGCUCUAUGCAGGACCAAGGUGAGGAAACAUUAGAGAAUGGAGAGCGUCAGACACUAAAUCAAAAUCAAGGAGAGUCAAUAGCAAGAUCUGAGAGUAAGAGAGAACUGGCUGUGAUGGAGCUGGUUCCACAGGGAGGUCAUAGCCAAAAGCAGGAUCAAGAAGGAGGGGUGUUAAAAUUCCAGCAUGGACAGAGCCAAGAAGAAGGGAGAGCAGAAGUAAUGGAGAUGCAGGCUGAAAACAAAGCAGGCCUGCAUGGUGAGGUGACAGAUCAGCUAUAUGACCAAAACCAAAAGAAGGAAGAGCUGAAAGCAGACCUAUCACUGCAGCAGGAAGGUCAAAGAGAUACAGACAUGAGACAGAGCCAGGGUGAUGGCCAAGAAGGGUCCAAAGGGGUGACUGAAGAUCAACGAGAAGGCCAGGAGCAAGAAAUAGUUAAGAAGCGCCCACGAGAGACUCCAAAUUACUUUGUCUCUAUACCAAUAACAAAUGACCAGGUAUUUUUAAUUACUUGUUCCAACAAACUGUAA
Messenger RNA from Gallus gallus (chicken), 1600 nucleotides. RefSeq lists its product as uncharacterized. NCBI's taxonomy places the organism in Eukaryota, Metazoa, Chordata, Aves, Galliformes, Phasianidae. The record is from RefSeq and is a predicted model, not a curated record. The transcript is spliced from 2 exons. The coding region runs from base 557 to 1600 and encodes 347 amino acids.